Messenger RNA from Macrosteles quadrilineatus (aster leafhopper), 3067 nucleotides. Its product is annotated as lysosomal Pro-X carboxypeptidase. The record is from RefSeq and is a predicted model, not a curated record. Lineage: Eukaryota; Metazoa; Arthropoda; Insecta; Hemiptera; Cicadellidae. Gene Ontology annotation, molecular function: serine-type exopeptidase activity; dipeptidyl-peptidase activity. Gene Ontology annotation, biological process: proteolysis. The transcript has 10 exons. The coding region runs from base 214 to 1647 and encodes 477 amino acids.
AGCAAGCAAGCAAAGCAAAGCAAAGGUUAUCUUUAUCUGGCCACCUAUCAACCGGCGUGAAGGAUUGAUUUGAUAAGAAUUGUUUUAAAAUGUGAAAUCAUCAGGAAAAAAACAUUUAGUUUUGUUUGUAAGUGGGCCCAUCAACUCAAUUCUAGUGCCUAGUGAAUAAAUAGGCCUAAUAACUUAUCCAGAAACAAUUUAAGAACCAAAGGGAUGGAUUUAUCAAGAUACAAUUUUCCUUUGGUCACCAGUGGCUUAGGGUUACUGAUGCUAGUUACCCUUGGUGCUUCCACAGCUCCUUACGUUUAUAAGACUAUGUACUUUGAAACACUGGUGGAUCAUUUCAAUUUCAACUCCAAUGCUACAUUCAAACUUCGAUACCUCAUCAAUGAUACAUAUUGGUCGAGGAAACCAAAUGCGCCCAUAUUUUUUUAUACUGGAAAUGAAGGAGACAUAACCACUUUUGCUGAAAAUACGGGGUUCAUGUGGGAAAUUGCUCCAGAUUUCAAGGCUCUCAUAGUGUUUGCUGAACACCGCUACUAUGGCGAGUCCAUGCCUUUUGGCAACAAGUCAAAGGAAUUGCAACACAUGGGCUACCUAUCGUCAUCCCAGGCUCUGAUGGACUACGUGGAACUAAUUGAUCACCUACAGGAUAAACAGGGUCACCAUAACCAUCCUGUGAUUGUGUUCGGUGGAUCCUACGGGGGAAUGCUGUCUGCCUGGAUGAGGAUUAAAUUUCCUGCUACGGUUGCGGGAGCUAUCGCGUCGUCUGCACCAAUCUGGCAGUUCCAGGGUAUGACACCUUGCGAGGCGUACAACAGAGUUCUGACCUCUGCUUACAAGGUCGAGUCCACCAAGUGCGCUGACAACAUCCGCAAAUCUUGGGAUGCAAUCAAUGAUGUCACAAAAACAGAUGAAGGUAAAGCUUGGCUCUCGUCCACGUGGAAGUUAUGCCAUCCAUUGAAGACAGCCGAGAAUGUGACCAAGUUGAAGUCUUAUUUGAAUGAUGUGUACAGCAAUCUGGCUAUGGUCAACUAUCCGUAUCCCUCCAGCUUCCUUAUGCCUCUUCCUGGCCAUCCGGUCAAGGUCUUCUGCAAGACCAUCAAGGAAGACAUGCAAGGCAAGAAGUUGUUGGAGACAAUGUUUAAAGGUUUGAAUGUGUAUUUCAACUACACAGGCAGUGCACACUGUCUGGAUUAUUCCUCUGCCUACGUCACAAUGGAUGACACUAUGUGGAACUACCAGGCCUGUUCAGAAAUGAUAAUGCCAAUGUGUUCGGAUGGCAAGAAUGAUAUGUUUGAACCAACCAAAUGGAAUCUGACGGAGUUAGCCAGCGAGUGCUACAAGAACUAUAAGGUUCAAAUCCAGACUAACCUGGUGAAAAACUUGUAUGGAGGAAAGAACAUCGGUACUGUGUCCAACAUUAUUUUCAGCAACGGACUUCUCGACCCCUGGUCUAGCGGUGGAGUUCUGCGUAACGUCUCUGAGACAGCCAUCGCUGUGAUCAUGACAGACUCUGCGCAUCACUUGGACCUCCGAGCGUCCAACCCACUAGAUCCAGCAGACGUCACCAACGCAAGGAACUACUACAGAUACACGAUCCACAAGUGGAUAGAAGACCACCGCCGCCUGCACUGUUACGCUUGAUUGUAGGUAAUAUUAUGUGUCAAUUGUCAAAUUUCUUAAACUAUUUAGGAAAGGACAGGAAAUGCGUAAAAUGUACACUUUUUAGACGUUUUUAUGUUUCUUGUGCCAUUAUGACCUCACCAGUUAAGGUUAACUUAAUUUCCCAAUUAGAAUCCUUGCAAUAUAGAGCUAUAUGUAUUACAGAAUCAAUUUUUGAAAUCAUAUCGAUAUGAUUUCAUUUCUAUAAAAUCAUUCAUUUCUGAAUCAGGUUCCAUUAAUUAAAUGGGUAGACAUCGAUUAUAGGCAUUGAUAAUAGGUUUGGGUUAUUUAAUUGUUACACAUGACUGAUUUGUGAUAUGGACUUUUUGUGGGUUGUCAGCUGCCAGGAUAUCUUUUCCUAGGUAAGUUAGGUAUCCACUCCUUCUUCCUUGAUGCACUUCUAAGCCAAGUACUUUUUCCUCUAAAAACUAACACGGACAAUUUAAUAAUAUUAGUUGUUUUUUAAAUUAUUCAUCAAUAGGGCUACUACAUUGUCUGUUUUACUUUGUCUCUUACAUUUUUCAUUAAACUUUGUAUUUUUAUUCGUAGAAAAAUGUAAAAAAAUAUCAAUUAAGAAAUAUCUGAAUGUGACGAAAACCAAAAAUAUUUCCCAUAAGUAAACAUUUGCUGGUUUUCUAGAAUUGAUCAUUGGUACGGGAUUUACUAUUUAGGUUACACAAAUAUAACCUAUAGCAAUCUAACAAAUAGGAUGAUUAUGAUAUUCCCCGACUCACUGUAUUUAUGUUUUAUUUGGAAAAAGAAUUUUCUCUACAGUAAAGAUUUUGUCCAUAGAGCUUCUGAAUUAACCUCUUGACAUAGUUGAUAAGGGUUUGAUUUGGGUUUAGAGUAUGAUAACAUAAUUUUAUCAGUUACUUCAUUCAAGUACUUUUCAAAAUACUCAACACGUGUAAUCAAUCAUAACAAAUCACAGAAUUGUUGAAAACUUGAAUAAUACUGAAAGUUUAAGUAACUUUCAAGCAAUAAAUGUUAUUACACACAAAAGACUAAACAAAUAACAAAGUGUACAUCAUUGACAUUUUUUCUAGGUUAAAAUAAUUGUUGGCAAAAAAAUAUUUAAUAUUUUAUUUUUUAUUUCUAGACUAAGUUAUUACAGAAAGCAUAUGAAUAUGAUUGCACGUUGUAUAAUGUAACAACUAACUACAACAACAUUUUUUUGGACAAUAAAGUAAAUUUUAUGUUUGUGUGAAAUACAAAUUAAUACAGGCAUUAAAACUACAGGAAGUUAUGACUUAAUAUCUACAAAGAAUGUAUGUAAAAACACUGGAUAUUAUAUAGGCUAGUGAAAUGUAAUAUGUGAUGGUUUUGACAGUUGUUGUAAGAAAAUAAUCAAGAAUUUCCUAUUAGCUAUAUUUUUCUAAUAAUAAAUGAUUGUUAUUUUACA